Molecule: messenger RNA, 495 nt
Organism: Prorocentrum cordatum
Lineage: Eukaryota; Dinophyceae; Prorocentrales; Prorocentraceae
Source: the annotation of a GenBank genome assembly
GCCAAUCUGUACACUUUCGCAGCCGUGCCGAACGCCGCGGCCAUGUGGGGGCAUCUCCGCACCACCAUUGGGCUGCUGAGCGUCGCGACGCCUUCCGCGCCGUUCGUCGUGGCGGGGGGCGCGGGUGCGGGCGCGGCCUGGGUGCCGCGAGCGGUUCAGCUGGACGACCCCGCCCGCGCGGGCGCGGCGGGGGCGCAGGUGCCGCAGGACAUGGCGGGACAGGCGCCCUGGCGGCCGGCCCUCGGGGUGGCCGCGCCGCCGCCGGGGGCCCCCGCGGCGGCCGCCGGCGCCGGUGGAGCCGCCCCUGGCGCCGCGGCGGCGCUGCCUGCGGGCCCUGGCGCGGGCGCGGCAGACAGGCGCGCGCGCCCGCUGGUGCGGGAUCCCGCAGGGCGGCGGCAGCUCGACUUCGCGCUUGCCGCCCAGCGGGCGACUUCCACGCCCCAGGCAGACUGGCCGAUCAAGGGGCCCCGCACGACCCAGUGGUGCCCGGAUCAC